AUGGCUCAUCCCUCUCCCAGCAGCAGCAGGUGUCUGUCUGCCCCUCUGCCCCCCCCCUCCCUGGGUGACCUCCCUGACCACACAGACCUCCCUGACCACACAGACCUCCCUGACCACAGAGAGACCUCCCUGACCACACAGACCUCUCUGACCACACAGACCUCUCUGACCACACAGACCUCCCUGACCACACAGACCUCCCUGACCACAGAGACCUCCCUGACCACAGAGACCUCCCUGACCACAGAGACCUCCCUGACCACACAGACCUCUCUGACCACACAGACCUCUCUGACCACACAGACCUCCCUGACCACAGAGAGACCGCCCUGA
This is a messenger RNA of Knipowitschia caucasica, 333 nucleotides long. The record is from the annotation of a GenBank genome assembly. NCBI's taxonomy places the organism in Eukaryota, Metazoa, Chordata, Actinopteri, Gobiiformes, Gobiidae.